This is a messenger RNA of Venustampulla echinocandica, 1674 nucleotides long. RefSeq lists its product as uncharacterized. NCBI's taxonomy places the organism in Eukaryota, Fungi, Ascomycota, Leotiomycetes, Helotiales, Pleuroascaceae. The record is from RefSeq and is a predicted model, not a curated record. Bases 1 to 1674 code for a protein of 557 amino acids. The transcript is spliced from 2 exons.
AUGUCCUCUUUCGACAGUAUCAACCAGAAUGUCUUCGGAUUCACAGCACUGGUCGUCUCACUUGUGGCUUUGAUCACCACGGUUCUCCAAGUUCUCCAGCAGUAUUUCUCGAGCGCUGAAGGAUAUCGAAGAUGUGCGGUAUCAGUGAUGGGCGAUUGGUCAAAAGGGACACAUCGGAAGCUUGUUGCAAGGGAAUUCAGAGUAGAAGUCGUUUUCGAAACGCCUGUGAUCUUCGUGGCCCCUCCAACAAACCAAUUCGGCCCCAUCCCCAAUCGAAAGAUACAUUACAUUGAUGGCAGUGACGAGUCAUAUACGAAUACCCGCGUCCUCAAACCAAUAGCCCAGAAGAAGGCGGAUCAGGAAGCUGGGACCCGAGUACAUACAGCUGAUGACGAACGAGCAUCAUGGCUGACCCUCCUCUCGAUGCUCCAGCGAGCCGAAAACGAUUCUCGAGUAUGGGACAACGAGACGCGGACGAAAUAUGGCCCUCCCAGAACCAUUCGAGACCUGCCAACACCUAAGCACCAAAUUGCUGUUGGCCUACAGAGCAAGACCCGGUCCUGGGACUUUAUCCCAUCUUCUAUCACCAAACCAUACGCCACCACGGCAAUCUGCCAUCUAGUGGAGAUUAUGGCAAUGAUGGGAAUAUACUGGAAAGUUUUUGAUCAGAUUUUAUGGAAUUUAAGAGCGGAAGGGAACGGGUUCAUCUUGACCUCAACCACUGUCCAUGGCCUUGGUGUUAUGGUUGUAUUUGCUGUCACUGGAAAAUCACAGUUCACUACCAAACGGGUUAUUCCUUGCAACGAGGUGAAAGAACUAGCGUUUGGCACGGUACCCAACAUCUUUGAAGAUAACGAAUAUCUACUGCGGGAGAAGGAGGCCCAGAGUCUUGAACUCGUGUUCGGAAAUAGCGAAGAAGUUAGAUCAACUCUGGAAUCCCUCGGCUGCAGCGCAGCAAUGUGUGAACGGUAUGAGCAAGAUCGCAAGCACAUAUUUUCGAUCUCCUUCGAAAUUAUCGGCAUGCUUGGACGGGUCAUUCGAAUCCGGGGAAGUAAUUUUAGAAUGAUUCCUAAUCCCACACCCGACUCAUGGCUCAAGGAGAACGGCCAAAGAGCCGCGUGGAAAAUCACGCGCUUGAUGGAAGUCUUCCAAGAGAAGGUGGCUGGGCUCAUAGACACAGAGGGUCUCGAGGAAGGCCACCCAGUUCAUUCCAUAUCUCAAAGCUGGAAGGCAAUCUCUGAGAUGGGCUACAAAGACGAAAAAGAGUUACCCCUCGAAGUUCGUGAAGCGAUCCACGAUGCGCUGGACGAGAGGACAACUUAUUUGCUCUCCCUCAAGCAAACGGUCGUUCUCAGCGUUGUCGUAGCGCACCUAUCAAAAGUUCUCGAGGUCCUUCAAGACCAAAAUUCACCCCUAAACAAUAUCGUGCUAGCCAAUAAGGAGGAUACUCUGCUAAGUUAUUACUUCUCCCAUAUCCGACCAGCCGUCAUUGGGAACCUGGAUACGCUGGGAAACCCGCUAUCUAAGGAAGAAAAGGAACAGCGGGAUACGAUAUGGAUCUCGCUGAUCUUUCGAAUGCUGUGUUGGCUCCUCCUGCACGAUUUUGAUAAAUCUGAUGUUAGAGUUGUUCCCGCCGAUAUGAAGGGAAGUAGGAUGCCGAUUUAUAUUGGUUGA